Messenger RNA from Marasmius oreades (fairy-ring Marasmius), 2743 nucleotides. RefSeq lists its product as uncharacterized. NCBI's taxonomy places the organism in Eukaryota, Fungi, Basidiomycota, Agaricomycetes, Agaricales, Marasmiaceae. The transcript has 6 exons. The record is from RefSeq and is a predicted model, not a curated record. The coding region runs from base 15 to 1619 and encodes 534 amino acids.
GUUAUGUGCCUGGCAUGGCGAUGGCUUGCGGUUUUCGAUGCUUGCCAUCGUCGGGGGCGAUUCGAUCCUUGGACGGGAUCGAACUACACCGUAUAAAACCCAGAGCCCCCUUCUCUCUACGUAGCCCUAUGGAACGCUUUCCUCGCCAACUAGUCCUCAACAACAGCGAUGCCCAAAUAUUCUCCCCGGGACUGAGCGCGAGCCCCGGCUCCGCCUUCUUGAUCCCUUUCAUCCUGGAAGUAGCUCAACCAUCUUCCGAAGCCUCCAUCCUCACCUUCUUGCAACUUCAUGAUCCACAUCUCGUUUCCUGCAGCUACGUACGCUGCGCAUGGUUUUUUGUCGCCUUGUUCUCCAUACUGCGGGAGGAAAUGGUUCGUUGGGGAAGGCACGGCAAUUACAUCGCACUCUCCGAAGCUUGGAGAGAUUUCUUGUCCAGCCGACGACAACGGAUCUACGAGCAAGUUGUGGUUAGAUCAGUUGAACUCGUAGAAACCGAUCUUUGUCGAGCGGACAUUACCAAGUCACCGUCUCGAAAGGACGCCCAAGCCGCUGCAGAGGCAUUAAUAUUGCAAAUAUGCCGUAUGACCGGGGAACGCCCUUCUUCUCGUGGCAAAGUACAACUACUACUCCUUUUCGAUGACGCAAGCGUCCUUGAAGCCAGCGAAUACACCAUCAUCGUUACUUCUCACCUAUUCAUACAUCUCCCCGUCAUGUUCUUGCACAUAUCUCCCCCUUGGAAAGGAGGGCCCUCCGAACGUACUGAGGAAGAUGUUAAAGACCUGGGGCAUUAUCUCUCCGCUGAAGCCCUUGUUCCAUUACCUCUCGACAUGCCCUUGGAUAUACGAACCAAUCAUCUUUGGGAGUUCCUUAGUGGCCGGAUGAUCUGGAACGGCAUUCACUAUGAUUCCGUUUCUAUUCUCCACGCUAGGGUGCCUCCAAAGCAUGGAGAACAGACAGUUGCCAGAUCUAAAGCUACAGAGCCUACAAUCCUAGACGACGGCGAGGCGAACCCAUUUCGGAUGAUAAUCGAUAGCCGGGAAGAAUCCAUCAUUGACAAAAUCGGAGGGUCUACUAGAGUCGAUUGCGAAGUCGUUGAAUUUCCUUCCACACCGACUCGCCUUUUAGACUUCUUAGAAAUGAUCUUUGGUGCGGAACAGAUGUCGCAACUCUCCAAGUCGACCGUGACAGAACUCCCCAUGUUCGGAUAUGUUUUCCGAAACGCGUGGGUCCACUUCACUCACGUUGUUCGUCCAGACGACAACCAAGAACAACAAAUGAUGUCCCUGGGCUCGAAACUAGAAAGCGCUCUUUCACAGCAAGCAGCGCUUGUGGACUCGUGGAGAAGGAUGUUGAUUCCGGUGUUUUCUGGGUCGUCUGCCCAGGCGGUGCGUCGUGAAAUUGCCACUUCUGCUGUGGUGAUUUCCUUUGGGGAUGUUAACAACGAACUCGAGCUUGAAUCUCUACCCGACUUACUCCCCCAGCUCUUUAUACAGCUACAUGAGGGUUUGGGUUCUGCGAUCCGUGUCGAAACGAGGAGAACGAGUUCGAACGGUGCAUUUGGUUACCAGAUCACAGCUUGUAGGCUUAGGAUAACAGGACUUUUUGACGCCACACAAUAACUCUGUAUAUGACUACUAUGCUGUAGGACUAGGCACAUAUACGCUGCAAAUCUGCAACCAACUCCUCCUAGAACACGGUCGUCCCCAUGCGACUCACAAAUUUCCGAGAAAACCAGCACCUCACGGUCUUUCAGGACGACAGAUGAUCAAGGCCGUGAUGAGAAGGAGGACAGGAAAGCUCCUACUGAAGGGAACUACUUGGAAGCAGUUUCUAUCGACAAAACGUAAAUGGACGCUUAUUUCCGAUCUUUGUUUUACAUAACAGGAAUUCCGUUCCCAUCAAUUACCAGGUCGGAUACUCUCGGAUCCCGACUGCAGUCGCCUUACUCAAACGCAAUACUGCUCAGUUAACACCACAGUAAGUUAUGGGGGUGCGCACCGAGUAUCCGAUGCUACCCGAAAGGUCCGCCUUUUCCGGUCCGAGAAACGAAUUUUCAAUGUGGUGAACAUUUGUGGCGUUGUUGAGCAGUAAUCGAGUUAUGAAGACGUUAAAGAAUAGGAGCCGUCGCAUCGAAAUAUGCAUACACUAUUAUACAGCGGCAAUGUGCUGUGUGUACUCGAAAGAUCUAGGGAUCCGAUCCCGGCUCUUCAACCGCUAUAGUUGGCGAGGGGUUGCGCCAUGUAAGGGAUAGAGUUAUAAACUGGGACGGCAAGAAUCGGAUGAUGCUGGUCAACAGAAGAGAAACGAGCACAAGGAAACUGAACACUUUUUUUUUUUACGAGUCAGUUACUGAAUGGUUGAACACGAACGUUAAGGAGUGGGCUUGCCGACAAGGAAUUUCUCCCAAGGUUCCAUAACGCUCAGUGCAAAGGUCCCUUCCACCCAUAUCCUGACACGCCACGACCAAUACGCCAGCGAAGACUUUGAUCUGGGCGGACGAAAGGAGCGUUUAUCCGGUCUAGGUGUUAGAUGGGAGGGGGGGUCUCGCAGCAUGGUGGAACACAAAGUAAGGAAGGGAUGCUACUACUUAGACUGUCGAGUUAUAAUUACUUUAACCUCGGUACUCUGACAAAGCUGUUACAUGUUCCCUUGUUUUACAUGUCGUGGACCUGUUCAGAUACUCGUUCUGGAGGGCGCUGGACGUAAUGCAAUGUGUGCAAGGCGCCGCACUAGAUACACCGCC